GUAACAACAAGAUGUCGAUUUCAGUUGUCAAGUACGAUGUGAGACACGAUGUGCUUGAGGGUUGGCUCGAGCAACAAUUCGGCCCCCAGAUAACCGCAGAUGGAUCCCAGGUGUGGUCUGCCAAGCCCAUUGCCUCCGGUCACAGUAGCUGGUGGAGUGUCACUGCGCCUCGCGGAAUCACAAAAGAUGAGACAGACGAGCUCAAAUUACGAUCUCUACCAAAAAAAAGAACGCCAUUUGGAGUCAGAAGGAGUUGAUGGUCGGUACACCUAGCAGAUCAUUCAUCCUGUGCGGGUGGUCAACACAUAUUAG
This is a messenger RNA of Ilyonectria robusta, 312 nucleotides long. RefSeq lists its product as uncharacterized. Bases 12 to 257 code for a protein of 81 amino acids. The record is from RefSeq and is a predicted model, not a curated record. The transcript has 3 exons. Lineage: Eukaryota; Fungi; Ascomycota; Sordariomycetes; Hypocreales; Nectriaceae.